GCUGGUGCAAUUUCAAUUACAACCCCGGCCUUAUGAUCAUCAUCUUCUUCAAAAUGAAGUGAGGGUAUUGUCUGCUACUCGGCCAUAUACUAUAAAAGGGCUCUGAAGUUGUGACCCUUCACUACAAGGAACAAGAUAGAUUAGCUAGCUCCUUUUCCCUUGUUUCAUAUAUACGGUAAUCUAAAACAGCCAUGAUCCUUAAUAUUCCUUGUAAGAAAUCCAGGAGCUUGUGCUUUUUCUUGGUCCUCCUCAGCUCUGUUAUUUGUAUUGUAACUACAUCAGCAGAGCUGCAGAGAUUCGAACACCCAACAAAAGAAGAUGGAUCGCUUAGCUUUCUGGUGCUUGGUGACUGGGGAAGAAGAGGAGAGUUUAACCAGUCUGAAGUUGCUUUUCAGAUGGGAAAGGUUGGAGAGAAACUUGACAUAGAUUUUGUAAUAUCCACUGGAGACAACUUUUAUGAUAAUGGAUUGAGCAGUGAACAUGAUACAGCAUUUGAAGAGUCAUUUACCAAAAUUUAUACACAAAGGAGCCUGCAAAAGCAGUGGUAUAGCAUUUUAGGUAACCAUGAUUAUAGGGGUGAUGCAGAGGCUCAACUAAGCCCCCUGCUAAGGAAGAUUGACAGGAGAUGGCUUUGCUUAAGGUCUUUCGUUGUAAAUGCAGCAGAAUUAGCAGAGAUUUUGUUCGUGGACACCACUCCUUUUGUCAAUAUGUACUUCACAAGCACAGAGGACCAUUCUUACGAUUGGCGAGGAAUUCCUUCUCGCAAGGCUUAUAUUCAAACCUUGUUGAAGGAUGUUGAGUUGGUACUGAAAAAGUCAUCUGCAAGGUGGAAGAUAGUUGUUGGACACCAUGCCAUUAGAAGUAUUGGGCAUCAUGGUGAUACACAGGAACUUAUAAAGCACCUUCUCCCAAUUCUUCAGGCCAAUGAUGUGGACUUUUACAUGAACGGGCACGAUCAUUGCCUAGAACACAUCAGUGAUAUCAAAAGCGGAAUACAGUUUCUCACGAGCGGAGCAGGAUCAAAAGCAUGGAGAGGUGACAUGAAGAAUGAGGAAGGUUUGAACAAACAAGGCCAGCUGGUCAACUUCUUCUAUGACGGCCAAGGAUUCAUGUCUGUGAAGCUGAAUCUCACUCAAGCAGAGAUAGCUUUCUUUGAUGUCUUUGGCAAUGUCAUACAUUCAUGGACUACUUCCAAGCUGCUUCACCCAUCUAUAUGAAUAAUAUGAUCAUGCAAAAAUGAAUCGAUCGCUACAGAAAGCAAGCUAGUUAGCCAGAGACUAAAAUAAUA
Messenger RNA from Argentina anserina (silverweed cinquefoil), 1288 nucleotides. RefSeq names its product purple acid phosphatase 17-like. Lineage: Eukaryota; Viridiplantae; Streptophyta; Magnoliopsida; Rosales; Rosaceae. Gene Ontology annotation, molecular function: ferrous iron binding; acid phosphatase activity; ferric iron binding. The record is from RefSeq and is a predicted model, not a curated record. Bases 192 to 1217 code for a protein of 341 amino acids. The transcript is spliced from 7 exons.